AUGGAUGUAGAAGAUUUACAUAACAAAUGCAGCGAGUGCAAUGACAAAAAACUCCUUGGAUAUGGCAAUUUGUGUGCUGAUUGUUAUUCUGCAUUAUUUAAGUCUGUUAACAGCGGGAAUUUAGAGAUCAACAAUUUAAUUAAAGAAACACAGAGAAAUAGUAUUCAAUUUAGAUUAGAAUGGAUCCCAUUUCAAAAUUUUACGGAUAUCCAGAAAAUUGCAGAAGGAGGAUAUAGUACUAUAUUCACUGCUACAUGGAUGAAAGGAAGAGUUACGAGUUAUGGAGGAAUACUUAGUCGGGAAGGUCCCAUGACAAUUGUAUUAAAAGUUCUUAAAGAUUCUCAAAAUAUAAAUUCGGCGUUUAUAAAAGAGGUUGUUCAAUUCGUAUCAAUAAAUUAUUAA
This is a messenger RNA of Acaulospora morrowiae, 402 nucleotides long. Lineage: Eukaryota; Fungi; Glomeromycota; Glomeromycetes; Diversisporales; Acaulosporaceae. The record is from the annotation of a GenBank genome assembly.